AUGUCGUCGUCCGCCACUAUCCCUACUUCGACCGAGGUUGUCGAGAGUGCCGUCAUCCGCGCACCACUGUCCAACGUCUGGCAUCUCAUCCAGCUGCAUAACUUUGCCAACUUUUGGGACGCUCUGAAAGCGUCUGAAUGGAUGAAGGGCACUGGCGCGGAUAGAGUAGAUGUGGUGAAGUGGACAUUCAAAGAUGGGACUGUUCUGGAGGUUAAACAAGACGAAUACAGCAAUAUCAAUCACUUGGUGACCUACAGCACCAUCACGGCCCAUCCCGAGCUGUCGUAUUCGAGUGCUGUCAGCACCGUCCGUUGCCAUACGGUGACCUCUGGUGAGCUGGAAGGAAGCACGUUUGUAGAGUGGACGGGCAAGUUCUCGAGCGAUGCUGAUGUUGGUGUCAUCCAAGAUGCCAAGUUUAAGCGUCGGGAUGCAUUGGCCGAUCUAGCUAAGGCCGCGACAGGGAAGGCUCCCAAGGUGUAG
This is a messenger RNA of Scedosporium apiospermum, 480 nucleotides long. RefSeq lists its product as uncharacterized. The transcript has 3 exons. Bases 1 to 480 code for a protein of 159 amino acids. Lineage: Eukaryota; Fungi; Ascomycota; Sordariomycetes; Microascales; Microascaceae. The record is from RefSeq and is a predicted model, not a curated record.